Cyprinodon tularosa is the source of this 8652-nucleotide messenger RNA. RefSeq names its product neuron navigator 1b (gene nav1b). Gene Ontology annotation, cellular component: axon initial segment; microtubule cytoskeleton. NCBI's taxonomy places the organism in Eukaryota, Metazoa, Chordata, Actinopteri, Cyprinodontiformes, Cyprinodontidae. The transcript has 31 exons. The coding region runs from base 223 to 5817 and encodes 1864 amino acids. Gene Ontology annotation, molecular function: ATP hydrolysis activity. The record is from RefSeq and is a predicted model, not a curated record. Gene Ontology annotation, biological process: microtubule bundle formation; neuron migration; nervous system development.
ACUGCAGCAGCCUGUCUGGAAGAAAGAAGGAUAGAAAGGGACAGGAGGAAGGGAAAGAAAGCAGAAGAUUUGAACUGAAGGGGAUAUACAUGUAUGAUUCCACACAAGGAGGCGUGUUUCACUAAGGAAGACCAUUUUCUCCCUCCUAAUGCGUUUUGAUAAUGGUCUCGUGCAGGAGGCGUGCUUGGAAAUAGAGUGAAAGGCAAAAACGAAAAUUUGAAGAUGGAGAGGACUGACAGCACCAAGGCAUACGGCCAAGCAGAUGGCAAAGGAGUAGGCAUGGCAGCUAAGAGGGCCAAGUCUGGAGUGCCCCAGAGCACACAACGUGGGGAGCUAAAGGUUUAUCGGGCAGGCAGUUCUGAGGGCAGGAUACCAGUGCCCUCAAAUCUUCGCAAGCAGAGGUCGAUGACAAAUCUGGCUGUCCUCACUGAUGCUGAGAAGAAGCUGCAUCUAUAUGAGCCAAAGUGGUGUGAUGACAUGGCCAAGCCUGGAGCAGGGCAGACCAAGACCAACAAGCCAAAAACCCCAGGCAGUGGCAGCAGUGCCGGUGGGGGUGCCCCCCUUUCUCGAAACCUAUCCAAAUCUGAACAUUCACUGUAUCAGGGAAAACCCAAACCUUUCAGUGCCCUGGCUGCUCCUUCUUCCCUGAGCAAGCAGAGCCGCAUACCUCGUGGUCCUUUUGCUGAGGUGAAGCCGUUGAGCAAGGCACCUGAGGAUGGAAAGUCAGAUGAUGAAAUCCUCUCGAGCAAAGCAAAAGCCAUUCCAAAGAAAGCUGGUGCUGGUGCGGAGUCCAGUUGCAAAGGCCAGGGAGAGGAAGGUGGAGAUAAGCCAUUUCUGAAGGUGGACCCAGAGCUGGUGGUGACAGUGCUAGGAGACCUGGAGCAGCUUCUUUUCAGUCAGAUGUUAGAUCCAGAUUCUCAGAGGAAGCGGACUGUGCAGAAUGUUCUUGACCUCCGCCAGAAUCUUGAAGAUACAAUGUCGAGUCUACGAGGCUCCCAGCUGAGCCACAGUUGUGUGGAUAGCAGUAAUGUGGGCUACGACAGUGAUGAGACCAAUGCCCGCAGCAUUUCCAGCAUGUCCAACCGUUCCUCACCUCUGUCUUGGCGCCAUGGUCAAUCCAGUCCUCGCCUUCAGGCUGGCGAUGCCCCAUCUUCCACAGGUGGAGGGUACCAGGGUAGCAAAAGCUCCCCCCAGUACACAGCUCACACCAUGCCUGCUCGCUGCUCCAGUCGUCUCAGUAGCUCGUCUCGCAUUGAGCUUAUCGAGGGACUUGAUGAUGAUCCUGACCUCAAGUCUGGUUACCUGAGUGAUAAUGACCUUCAAGGAAAGAGUCUGCCGGAUGAUGACGAUGAUGACAACUUGGCUAAUGGCUGGGAUGAGAGCAGCUCCAUCAGCAGCGGACUCAGCGACGGUGACGGUGAUGGCUCAGAAAACCUCAGCUCAGAGGAAUUCAAUGCCAGCUCAUCUCUGACAUCCCUGCCGAGCACGCCUUUGGGAUCAAGACGGAGCUCUUCGGUUAUGCUCCGCACUGAUGCAGAGAAGAGAUCUCUGGUGGAAAGUGGCCUCUCUUGGUACAGCGAGGAUGGCAAAGCCAGUCACAGGCUUGACAGAUGCAGCUUCAACUCAGGAAGCCUCAAAACUGAAGCCCCAAGCAAGUGGAGAAAGAAGCCUCCAAGCCUCAGCGAAGAUUUUGGGGUUAAAGGAGAUCUGAAGAAGCCUCAGAGUUUGGGUCAACCAGGGAGCUUUAAGAAGGGCAGAAAUCCUCCGGUGGGCGUGACCUCCCCCAUCACCCAUACUUCUCAGAGUAUGCUCAAAGUUGCAGCACCUAAAAGUGAGAAGCCUCUGGACAAAUCCAAAAUGUCCAUCAAAACUGCUGGUCUACAACGGUCCCGUUCAGAUGCUGGCAGGGAUAUUCAUGGAGAGCACCGCAAGCCUCCGUCAGGUUUGGUCAAACCAUCUGCUGGAGGCUCCUUUGGCUACAAGAAACCAUCAGCAGCCACCGGUACUGCAACUGUAAUGACAGCAGGGGGCACCCAUAUCCCAGGGGGCUCUGCAACCGUGGGGAAAACACCCAAGUCAUCUGGCAUCCCUGUUAAACCUGUAGGUGGAGGAACAGGAUUAGGUAGAAAAAACAGUUUUGAUGCCAGCAGUGAGCAUGGCUUCCUGGGGCCAAAUGCCCGAAACAGCAUUCAGUACCGCAGCUUGCCUCGGCCAGCCAAAUCGAGCACUCUAACUGUGAUUGGACGCCCAGCAGCUCGUCCUGUCAGUGGCACUAUUGACCCUUCAAUGCUGAGUUUGAAACCAGUUUCCAUAGCCACCACAGGACCCAGGAUUAAAGAGCAAAGUGUCUGCAGCGGUAAAAUGAUAAACAGAACGAGUACAGGCCCGGUGAACCAAACAGACAGAGAGAAGGAAAAGGAACGGGCUAAGGCGAAGGCUGUUGGUGUGGAAAUGGACUGCGGUUCUCUGAAAGGAGAAGACAGUCAGUCGGAGUGUGCAGGAGAGUCUGCUGUGAAGCUGCACAGCCUGAGAAGAACGAGCAGCAGCAAAUAUCCUGAGCUAUCCUCUCCCACAACACCAAGGAUGCUGAACACCAAGUCUCUUGGUCGUCCGCCCAGCUUGGCUCACCUGGACAAGAUGAAUUCAAACAGUCUUGACUCCUGUGUGACCAUCCAGGACCUUCCACCUAAAAUACCACCAUACUCAAAGCUCCAAGACCUGGCCGCUUCCCACAUAUCCACCCGUCUCACCCCGAGCCCGGCGCCAAUCCUCCACAUUGAUUCUCCCACUUACACAAGUGAAAGCCUGAGCUUGAGUGGAUCCCCAAUGCUCUACACCAAACUUUCCAGCAUGCAUCGCAGCUUGGAGUCUUUACCCCUCCAGAUGAGUGUGCCAUCCACUGUAAGGCUUGUGCCACCAGAUACUAGCAAUAAGGAAGAGAGGAGUGCAGGAACCUGGAGAGGUGGGAGUAGAACUUCGCUCAACCUCUCGGAUAGUUUGCAAACAGACCGGAAUACUUUGCCGAAAAAAGGCUUAGAACGUUAUGGUUCAAGCCUCUCGGACAGUGAUGGAUGCAAACCAGGAAGGCGCCAUUCUCACACUGUAGUGAGCAUGACAGAGAGCAGCACCCCCCCUCAGCUACCUUCACCCACCCGCAUUCUCCAUCCUUCUACCAGCAAAACUACUCUAACAAACAUUGUUGCCCCAAUUUCCUGUGGCAGCCCAAGGAUAUCACGCUCCAACAGCACAGGGCCCUCCGGGGACUCAGCCUGUGAUCUGUAUGGAUCUUCGCCCCUGGGUAGCAGUAUGUCUCUGGCUGACCGGCCAAAAAGCAUGCUGCGAUCCGGGUCCUUCCGUGAACCAGGAGAGGACGUGCACGGCUCUGUGCUUUCGUUGGCAUCCAAUGCUUCAUCUAACUAUUCCGCGAAUGAGGAAAGAAUACAAGGAGAGCAAAUCCGCAAGUUGAGACGAGAGCUGGAGUCGUCCCAGGAAAAGGUUGCCGAUCUUACUAUGCAGCUUUCUGCCAACCAGCUAGGCCAGGCUAAUCUGGUUGCAGCGUUUGAACAGAGUCUGGCGCUGAUGACAGCACGUCUGCAGACACUAUCGGUCUCCUCAGAACAGAAGGACUCGGAGCUUACUGAAUUAAAACAGACUAUUGAGGUUUUGAAAGCCAAAAAUACAGAGGCCCAAGAAAUCAUCCAGACUGCUCUGAGUAACCCAGAUAUCACGCCUAAAGAGCUGCUGAUAAAUCGACAGAACUCUUCAGAGAGCAUCUCCAGUCUAGCAAGCACUACAAGCCACUCAAGCAUGGGGAGCCUCAAGGAGCAGGAAGCCAAGAAGAAGAAAAAGAAGAGCUGGGUCUUUGAGCUGCGUAGCUCCUUCAACAAAGCUUUCAGUAAGAAAGGCUCAAAGUCUGGGCCAUAUGCUGACAUCGAAGAGAUCGCCACCCCAGAGUCCUCUGCCCCCUCGUCCCCGAAGGUCAGCUUUGUUGGCGAUAACCCUCAGCAGCCAAUGAAAUCCUCAGCCUCUGCUUCAUCAGCAGGACACUGUGAAGACGACGAUGCGGGAGAUGAUAAAGUUGUGACAGAACUGCGCUCAGAGCUGUGGGAGAAAGAGCGAAAGCUUACAGACAUCCGUCUGGAGGCUUUGAGCUCGGCACAUCAGUUAGAGCAGCUGCAGGAGGCGAUGACUAACAUGCAGAGGACAGUGGAGAACCUGAAGACUGAGAAUGAUAAGCUUAAGACAGGUAGUCUGUCUCCCUCUGCGUCUCCUGGACCCUCCAGCUCUGUGUCACAGUCCUCUGGUCUCACAGCCCUGGGGAGUUCAUCCCCCCGUCAGUCAGUAGCCAUGCACUUGCCCAAAAGCCACAGCAGAGGGCUCAGUGAGGGGAGCAGCUCAGAUGUCCAGCCUGCAGAUUCUCUCAGCCUUUCCUCCCAGAGAGAUGAUCAUCGUGUCAGAGUGGUAGUUUGUGUGGCAGAUUUACGGGUUUUUAAAGAUGAGACUAAACCACAGGAUUUCUUCAUCGGUACCGUCAGGGUCAAUGGCAGGAUGGACUGGGUCAUGUUGGAUUCUGCUGUCAGUCAGGCUUUCAAAGUCUAUAUAGCCAAGGUGGACCCCACCUCCAGCCUGGGUCUUUCCACGGACUCAAUCUACAGUUACAGCAUGGGUCACAUUAAAAGAGUGCUGGGAGGCGAAGCCCCUGAGACGCAGCCAUCUCGCUGCAUGUCGCGAGGCCCAAGCAGCAUCACAGUGGCACUAAAAGGUUUGAAAGAGAAGUGUGUCGACAGCCUUGUGUUCGAAACUCUCAUCCCAAAACCCAUGAUGCAACAUUAUAUAAGUCUCCUUCUCAAACACCGCCGACUCAUCCUGUCCGGGCCGAGCGGAACAGGGAAAAGUUACCUUGCUUCCCGGCUGGCCGAGUACCUGGUGGACCGCAGCGCCCGCGAAAUCACAGAAGGCAUUGUGAUCACUUUCAACAUGCAUCGACAGUCCUGCAAGGAUCUCCAGCUUUAUCUUUCUAACUUGGCCAAUCAAAUCGAUCGGGAAACCAGUUCAUCAGAAAUCCCAUUGGUUGUUAUUUUAGAUGACAUUCACGAUCCAGUGUCCAUCAGUGAACUUGUUAAUGGUGCUCUCACAUGCAAAUAUCACAAAUGUCCUUAUAUCAUUGGCACAAGCAAUCAGCCUGUGAAGAUGAUGGCAAAUCAUGGCCUCCAUUUAAGCUUCAGGAUGGUUACCUUUUCUAACAACGUUGAACCGGCUAAUGGAUUCCUCACACGGUAUUUGCACCGGAAGCUCAUGGAGUCAGAAGAUGAAGGGAGUUUAACCAAUGAAGACCUCAUCAGGGUUUUAGAUUGGGUUCCUAAACUGUGGUACCAUUUGCAUACAUUCCUGGAAAAGCAUAGCACAUCGGACUUUCUCAUUGGUCCUUGCUUUUUCCUGUCAUGCCCUGUUUCCGUUGAUGAGUUUCGAUCUUGGUUUAUUGAUCUGUGGAACCACUCUAUCAUUCCAUAUCUUCAAGAAGGAGCAAAAGAUGGCGUCAAGGUUCAUGGUCAGAAUGCGGUAUGGGAGGACCCAGUGGAGUGGGUGAGGGGAACCCUGCCAUGGCCGUCCGCACAGCAGGACCAGGCAAAGCUAUUCCAUCUCCCUCCUCCAAGUGUCAGCUCUAGCAGUCCGUGUCAGUCCAGUGAGGAGAGGCCUCACAAAGAAACUCCGCCCAGCUCUAUGGAAUCAGAUCCCCUGAUGGCAAUGCUUCUCAAACUUCAAGAGGCUGCUAAUUACAUCGAAUCUCCAGACAAGGAAGAUCUGCCUAAACUUUGAACACAAACUCACGUUUUAAAAUGCAGCACUAAAGAUUUUUGAUUUCAUGUGUUUCACUGUGUUGAAGCAAUCAGGAGGAAAAAUAUCCUGGAAAAAAAUGGUUUUGGGGAAAGUUUAUAUGAGUAAAGCUUUUACAGUUUAGAUUCACAAUAUGAAAACACAUAAAAGACAAACACUUAAGCUCUAAUAAAUAAAUAUCUAUAUUCUGUAACAAAACUAUAUGUAACAGUCUACCACCACACUAGCCCUCAAUACUAUUAGAUUGGUGCUAUCUUUUUACUCUGAAAUCCACUCUCAGUUCAGGGGAUUUCUGCAAAAACAUGCACCGUCCAUCCUGUUUUAUCCUUAAGUGCAUACUGGGAUAGUGAGUCCUCAUCAAAUGGUUCUAAUUGUGAUAUUAACCUUCUGGAAAAGAGUAUGACAGCAUGCCAGACUCCAACGUUAGACGCAAAAAUCUUUUCUACAUAUCUACAGUAUACAGAAAGCCUUUGAAGGCUUUUUUUUCUGAACACAUAUGCAAUCCUGAACUUUACAACUCAAGCAGGUAAAAAAAAAUGCCUUAACAGCAGAGAUGUUCUUCUCACCUUGACAUAAGCUGGUUUUACUGGUGCUUUCAUCAAUAUCACAACUAUUCAGUACAAAAUCUUUUCUUUCCCCAGGUCUCUCUGCAUUUCAUCAUUUCAGCUAAUCAUUUAUUUUACAACAAAAUAUAUCAGACCUUUUGGUCUUUUUCAGUUUUAUAGGAAAUAUUGCUGUCAUACUCUUUUACUUUUAUAUAAAACUGAGCUUAAAUAUUUGUGAUGUGGUUUAAUUGCUCUGUUGCUGCACGCACCACGUUACGAAGGUUUUAUUUCAUAAAAGGCAAGCGGUGCCACCAUGAGGCUGCCAUGAAUAUCAGGUAUAAGAUGCUUACUCUACAGGGAUAGUAAUAAGAAACACCGUUUAAUGGGGGGAAAAAGAAACAAAUGAGUGAAUGCUUACUGAAUCCAAUUCAGACCGUAAUUUCUCUUAGAAAGAGCACAUUUCUUUUAAAUGGUUGCCAUGAUAUUGUGUAUAUAUAGUGUACAUACAAACAGACUGUGUGGCAGUUUAUCUGCAUUAGUUGGUGCAAAAAAAAAUCUAAUAUACUGAACCAAAUAUUUUACUUUAACCUUACAUAUUACCUGCUAAGUUAGUCAUUUAAGUUGAGCUAUGAAUGUUUAUAAAACACUUAAGUGUACAUUAGGAUCAUGUAGUAGGUGCUUAAGCCUUAUCAAAGUACAACUGCAAAACACAUAAAAUGGAUGAGCAGAGUGACUAUACCGCUGCGCAUGGUGAAUUCCUCCACCACAGUUAAAAUAAGCACUGUCACCAUUCAUGCAUAACAGUAUCGGUUAGAUUUGUAUGAUGCUCUAUAAAAAAAAUGCCCCAAAACUGUUCUAGGAUUGUAUUGCAAAGUAGGUUAGCAAAAAGUUUGAUGUCUUUUCUGUCAAACUGGAAAUAUGACCUCUCUGUGAAAUAGUGGUGAAGACACCCAUGUGAGACAUUGUGUGGUUUUUAACACUCAUCAGUGUAGUACAGUAUUCUUUUGAGAAUAUUUUCGGAUCUGUAUGGACACAAAUGAAACUUAAUUAGGUGCUCAAUGUAGACUUAUGUGAAGAGGUCCUGUUAAAGUACAUCAAAUGUAGGGUAUGUGGUUGUGCAAUAUCCAUCAUCCCAAAACACCCAGUAAUGUUCUAGCUGAUUGAAUGUCGUACCACUUUAAUGACCGCACAAUAAGGAAGUGUAAUCAUUUAUUUUGUAUUCCCACAGCUCUGACUGGUACAAAUUAAUGGAUUAAAGAGAAAAACAAAGUAAAUGAUCUUUGCUGUAAAUAUUCCAGGUAUCAAAUGGUGUUACCGGCCAUUGAUGACACUCUAAACCGUUUCUGCAGGUUGAUUAAAGCCAUCGGGUCCAGAUUUUCAUCUCAUUUUCUGGUUGUUGUGCCUGUUGCUCUGUAUAAGCUGUGAUAUGUGUUUGCUUACUGGUGUAUCAGGACUAUGCAGCAACUUUUACUGGUGUUUACAAUUGGCAGAGAUCUCAACUUCACAUGCAGUUGCUUUGUGUUCUCAUCGGGUCUUUCCUAAGUUCCUGAUUUGGAUCAAAAUCCAUCAGAGGGUUUGUUUUAGCCAGUCAGACAUGGCCUUAACAGAGUUGGGAUUUAAAUACAGGGUUUCAUAUAUGGAUGAAAAAUGUAGGAUGUCUAAAACAAUUCUGUGAUAAUGUAUGGCACCAGAAGAAAUGUAACUUCAGCUACAAAUUGUUGAAAGACAGUUAAGGAUCAAAUUAUGAGCCUAAAUCAGUUCUAAACCUGAGUUCUUAGGCCAAUACAGGUUGCUGAAUAGUCAUAUUUUUUUAAAGCUUGUUGUUGACUAAACUAAGAUUUAAGCAAAGUUAUGCUGUUUGUAAUGUCAUGGCUGUGCAAAAGUUAAGGGUUCUUAGGUGUUGUUAAUGCAUGUUUAAUCGCUGAGUGAUGAGACUAAAAUGUUCACCUGACCGUAGACUUAAAAAAGAAAACAUUCGAAAACAUUCUUUUUUUUAAAAAAUACCUAAAUAUUUAAUAUCUUUUUUUUUUUUUAAGAUAAUCCUUUGUAAUACUUGAUUUAUCUACUUUGUACAGUACAUCAGUGUAGAGACUGUAAAUACGGUUGGUCAACAUUAUGGAUGCAGCAACAAUUAAAGAGGGGAAAUUAAAAAGUAUCACAUAGAAGAUAUAUUUCAACAGAGUUGAGUCCAACAGAUGGAUAAAUGGUGCUCCUGAAGGCUUUCAUCCACUCAUCACUGUUUGUUGGCAUUUAAUAAAUACAUGUCAUAUUC